Molecule: messenger RNA, 2107 nt
Organism: Asparagus officinalis (garden asparagus)
Lineage: Eukaryota; Viridiplantae; Streptophyta; Magnoliopsida; Asparagales; Asparagaceae
Product: far upstream element-binding protein 1-like
Exons: 7
Coding region: 121-1344 (407 amino acids)
Biological process (GO): regulation of gene expression
Cellular component (GO): cytoplasm
Molecular function (GO): mRNA binding
Source: RefSeq, a predicted model, not a curated record
GAUUCGCCUCCAAUUCUAGGGUUUCCCUUUCCCCCCGGCGCCCCUCUCCCCAAUCUAUUCGACUAUUCUCCAAAAUCUCAAACCCUAGAAUCCCCAAUCACAGAAACUCCGUACCCUCCAAUGGCGGACGAGUCCCAGUUCUCUUCUUCUCGACCCGACAACAAGCGGAAGUUCGACGACCCCUCUCCUCCUCCUCCUCCUCCUCCGCCUUCAUACAACAGCGUCCCUCCCCCUCUCGAUGGGAUCCAGCUGGCCAAGCUCAAAGCCCAGGAGAUCGCCGCAAAACUCUUCAGCGAAUCCGAGGCCAAGCGACCCAGGGCCGACAACGGCGCCGCUGCCGACGAUCAUAUGCAGAAGCCUUUCAGUCAAAUGUCUUCCCUCGCUCAACCUGCAUCGUUUUCUUCGUAUGGCUAUGGCAAUAGCAAGAAGAUUGACAUUCCAAAUGGAAGGGUUGGAGUUAUCAUUGGUAAAGCUGGUGAGACAAUUAAGACUCUCCAGCAACAAUCUGGGGCCAAAAUUCAAGUGACUAGAGACAUGGAUGCUGAUCCUAAUUCGCAGACUAGACCUGUAGAAAUCACUGGCACACCUGAACAGAUAAGCAGGGCAGAGCAGUUAAUUAAUGAAGUUCUUGCAGAGGCUGAUGCUGGGAGUUCUGGAAUUGUUUCUGGUCGUAAAUUUGGCGGAGAUCAACCUGGCGCUGAACAUUUCUCCAUGAAAGUUCCUAAUAACAAGGUUGGUCUUAUAAUUGGUAAAGGUGGUGAGACAAUUAAAAGCAUGCAAGCUAACUCGGGAGCUCGUGUCCAGGUUAUACCUUUGCACCUGCCUCCUGGUGAUACAUCCACUGAAAGAACGGUGCAUAUAGAAGGUACCAGUGAACAAAUAGAAGCUGCGAAAAAACUAGUCAAUGAGAUUGUGAGCGGUGAGGUUCGUUUGAGGAAUCCCCAGCAAAGCUACCGCCCUCCUCAACCUCCAAGCUGGGGUCCGCCUGGACAACCUCAAUUGCAGCAACCAGGAUAUAACUACAUGCAACAACCUGGAGCCUACCCUCAGUAUUCACAACCUCCAUAUGGAGGCUACCCACCUCAACCUGCUACCGCAUAUGCUGGAUAUUCUUCUGGUUGGGAUCAAAGUUCCACACAAGGAACUCAACAAACUAAUCCUGGAACUGGUUAUGAUUACUACAAGCAACUAAGCAGCAGCAGCCCGCUGCCGCCGCCUCUCCACAUCGGCACCUCGAUAUCCAGCCUACAAUUACAGUCAGCAAACUUAUGGUGGUGCUUCUUACUAUCAAUCUGGACAGCAGCAAAGUUAUGGACAGGACAACUAUGCUGCUGCUGGUUAUAAUGCUCAAGCAACUCAGAGUGGAUACUCCCAGCCAACAUCUAACACCCAAGCUGGGUAUGAACAAUCUUAUGGAUCUGCUCCGGCUUAUGCCGGAAAUACAGCGAAUCCUGCUAAAGAUGGAUCGACUCCUCCUCAGCCUGCUGCUCCUGUACAACCUUCUCCAACCCAACAAGGGUAUGGAAGUCAACCACCAAGUAGUAAUCCACCGAGCUAUCCCUCUCAGGUAACUUCUCAAUCAGGGUAUGGCGUGCCCCCAAUUUCUCAGCAGGGAUAUGCUCAACCUGGUUAUGGACAGUCUCCUCAAGGCCAGAAGCCACCAGCAACUCUGCCUGUUUAUGGGCAACCGCCCUCCAGUCAAGCUGGUUAUCCUGCACCAGCGCAAGCAAGCUACGGGCAAACAUACCAGCAGGUCCCAUUAUGGGUUCGGCUGGUUAUGCACAACAAGUCUUAUGGUGCAUUCUUAUGCAGUGGGUGGUAUUGCUCAGCCCCGGCUUGAGGUAGUGAGGGUGGUAGACAGCUCCAGCGGGCGGCUCUGGGUCAGUGAACAAGGCUUCUCCAAAGAGUUAGAUUCAGUGCAAGUUUUUUUUAUCGGUAAGUUCGCCUUUGAUAUGUUAGGUUGUAGCUUAGAUAGUGUUAUCGUUCGUCAGCUUUUGAAUCUUCUUUGUGUGUUAUGUAAUGUUGAAAGGAUUGACAAUGUAUUAGUAUCUUUCUGUGUAUUUGAUAUAUUGUUUCUGAAAGGCUGAAUACUUUUGAUUGCACUUUA